Messenger RNA from Mustela erminea (ermine), 3310 nucleotides. It is a transcript of the gene COG5, whose product is annotated as component of oligomeric golgi complex 5. The coding region runs from base 298 to 2787 and encodes 829 amino acids. The record is from RefSeq and is a predicted model, not a curated record. NCBI's taxonomy places the organism in Eukaryota, Metazoa, Chordata, Mammalia, Carnivora, Mustelidae. The transcript has 22 exons. Gene Ontology annotation, cellular component: COG complex. Gene Ontology annotation, biological process: intra-Golgi vesicle-mediated transport.
CGCGCCCACCUUCUCUUCAGCCGGUGGAACGACGCCAAGCCCAGGGGCGCUACAGGACACGGCGCACGGCGCCAGCGCCGUGACCUCGGCUUCCCUCGCGCGUCAGGCCCUGGGCGCUCGCCAGCUCUGGGCCCCACGCUGCUCUCAGCCGGGAUUCGUGCAGCUGCUGCCGCUGAGCCUAUUCUCCACGCUGGCCAGGAGCCGCGGACUGGGCGGAGCCGGCGGCGCCGGCAUUAAGCGUCACCACCCGGGCGGGGCGAACCGGCUGCUGACGCCAUCACCCAGGCACCUGCCAACAUGGAAGGUGGUGACGGCGGCGUCGCUGUGGCUGGCCAAGGGGCUCUGGGCUCUGGGGCGGUGACAGCGACAGUCCGGGAGCUUCUGCAGGACGAGUGUUACAGGGAUUUUUUAAAUGAAGACUUUGAUGUAAAGACUUAUACUUCCCAGUCUAUUCAUCAAGCCGUAAUUGCCGAACAACUAGCAAAACUUGCCCAAGGAAUCAGUCAGUUGGAUAAAGAACUACACCUACAGGUUGUUGCAAGGCAUGAAGAUUUAUUAGCACAAGCAACUGGUAUUGAGUCUUUGGAAGGUGUCCUUCAGAUGAUGCAGACAAGAAUUGGGGCUUUACAGGGAGCUGUCGAUAGGAUGAAAGCAAAAAUUGUGGAACCAUACAAUAAAAUAGUAGCCCGGACUGCACAACUCGCAAGACUUCAGGUUGCCUGUGAUUUGCUUCGGAGAAUAAUUCGCAUCUUGUAUCUCACUAAGAGACUCCAAGGACAACUGCAAGGGGGAAGUAGAGAGAUAACAAAAGCUGCUCAGAGUCUUAAUGAACUUGAUUAUCUUUCUCAAGGAAUAGAUCUUUCUGGAAUAGAAGUAAUAGAAAAUGAUUUACUUUUUAUUGCAAGAGCUCGACUUGAAGUGGAAAAUCAAGCUAAGCGCCUCCUGGAACAGGGUGUAGAGACACAGAAUCCAACCCAAGUCGGAACAGCUCUUCAGGUUUUCCAUAAUCUUGGAAUUUUGAAGGAUACUAUUACCAGUGUUGUGGAUGGAUAUUGCGCUACUUUAGAAGAACAUAUCAACAGUACGUUAGACAUCAAAGUUCUGACUCAGCCUUCGCAGUCAGCUGUGAGAGGGGGACCUGGACGAUCUACUAUGCCAACCCCUGGAAACACUGCAGCUUUUCGUGCCUCCCUCUGGACCAAUAUGGAGAAACUUGUGGAUCAUAUUUGUACUGUUUGUGGACAGGUACAACAUCUACAAAAGAUAUUAGCCAAGAAGAGAGAUCCUGUUUCUCAUAUUUGUUUCAUUGAAGAGAUAGUUAAGGAUGGACAAGCUGAAAUUUUGUACACUUUUUGGAAUUCUGUUACUCAGGCACUUUCUUCUCAAUUCCGAAUAGCAACAGAUUCUUCUAUGUUUUUGAAACAGGCAUUCGAAGGAGAAUACCCUAAAUUAUUACGUCUUUAUAAUGACUUAUGGAAGCGUCUUCAACAAUACAGCCAAAAUAUGCAAGGAAACUUUAAUGCAAGUGGAACUACAGACCUCUGUGUUGACCUACAACAUAUGGAAGAUGACACACAAGACAUCUUCAUACCAAAAAAGCCGGAUUAUGACCCAGAAAAAGCUUUGAAAGACUCACUGCAACCCUAUGAAGCUGCUUAUUUAUCAAAAUCUCUAUCUCGACUCUUUGAUCCUAUCAACUUGGUUUUUCCCCCUGGUGGUCGCAAUCCUCCUUCCGUGGAUGAACUUGAAGGUAUCAUUAAAACUAUAGCAAGUGAACUAAAUGUAGCCGCUGUAGAUGCAGACCUCACAUUAGCUGUGUCCAAAAACGUGGCAAAGACGGUCCAGUUGUAUGGUGUAAAAUCAGAGCAGCUUCUCUCCACACAAGGAGAUGCAAGCCAGGUGAUUGGGCCUCUUACAGAAGGGCAGAGAAGAAACGUGGCAGUAGUGAAUUCACUGUAUAAGUUGCACCAAUCAGUAACAAAGGUGGUUUCCAGUCAGAGCUCCUUCCCACCAGCAGCUGAGCAAACUAUAAUGUCAGCCCUAAAGACAGUCCAUGCUCUUAUGGGAAGCGCUCUGCAGCCCUUGCUGACUUCAGUGGGAGACGCUAUAGAGGCCAUAAUCAUCACCAUGCAUCAGGAAGAUUUUUCUGGGUCACUACCCUGCUCAGGAAAGCCUGAUGUUCCUUGUUCUCUGUACAUGAAGGAGCUUCAGGGUUUCAUUGCCAGAGUUAUGAGUGACUACUUUAAACACUUUGAAUGCUUGGAUUUUGUCUUUGACAACACAGAAGCUAUCGCCCAAAGAGCAAUUGAACUUUUUAUUCGCAAUGCCAGUCUCAUACGACCUCUUGGUGAAGGUGGGAAAGUACGACUUGCUGCUGAUUUUGCUCAGAUGGAGUUGGCUGUGGGUCCGUUCUGCAGAAGAGUGUCUGAUUUAGGAAAGUCCUAUCGAAUGCUGAGGUCAUUCAGACCGCUGCUCUUCCAGACAAGCGAGCAUGUGGCCAGCAGCCCCGCACUGGGGGACAUUAUUCCGUUCAGCAUCAUUAUUCAGUUUUUGUUUACCAGAGCACCCGCUGAGCUGAAGUCCCCUUUUCAGAGGGCAGAAUGGUCCCAUGCACGCUUCUCCCAGUGGCUGGAUGACCACCCGUCUGAAAAGGACCGGCUCCUCCUCAUCAGGGGAACUCUGGAAGCUUAUGUUCAAUCAGUAAGAAGUAGAGAAGGCAAAGAAUUUGCACCAGUUUAUCCCAUAAUGGUGCAGCUGCUUCAGAAAGCCAUGUCUGCUCUCCAGUGACCCGGCACUACUUCCCAAUCUCCCUCGCACAGCCCCAGCUCCAGGCUGCAGUUCGCCUGAGAAACGUGGGCUCUAGAACCAGCUGACGUCCACUUUCUGUAGUCCGCCUCUCUGUAUUCCCUGUUAUCUUCUGUUAUAUUACCUCUUCAGCCCAUCUCCUUUUAGCGUAAAAUGUCAAAAUUUUACUUUUGCUUUUAGAGGGAUCUGAUCAAGUUACAAAUACCCCGCUGCUCCCAAUUAACCUUUGCCCUCACCAGGUGUGUAGCCCACUGACUUCCAAAUCCGACUGCACAUCAGAGUCACUGCUGGAAAGCUUUCGAAAUCCUGAUGCCCCCUGUGCACCCCUGGUGACACCUCUGGGGGUGGGAACCAGGCAUUAGUUUUUAAAAACAUCCCCGGGUCUUUCCAAUAUGCAGUGAAGUCUGGGAACCGCUGGUAUCUCCCAAAGCUAAGACAUAGGGUCAUAUGUUGUUUAAGUCUCUCUUACAGUACCUUUAAUAAAGACAGAGCACGCCUAUCUUUA